Molecule: messenger RNA, 349 nt
Organism: Sinocyclocheilus rhinocerous
Lineage: Eukaryota; Metazoa; Chordata; Actinopteri; Cypriniformes; Cyprinidae
Source: the annotation of a RefSeq genome assembly
AUGAAUUUAAUUAUAACUAUUUUAAUUAUUACAACAACCCUAUCCUUAAUCCUAGCGGCUGUAUCUUUUUGACUUCCACAAAUAAGCCCCGACGCAGAAAAAUUAUCACCAUACGAGUGCGGAUUUGACCCCCUAGGCUCCGCCCGACUACCAUUUUCCCUACGCUUCUUUCUAGUAGCAAUUCUAUUCCUCCUCUUUGACCUAGAAAUUGCCCUCCUCCUCCCACUACCCUGAGGAGACCAGCUCCAUAACCCCACCGAAACACUCUUCUGGGCCACAACAGUCCUAAUUUUACUAACACUGGGACUAAUCUACGAAUGAACCCAAGGCGGCCUAGAGUGAGCAGAAU